UGCGAAUCUCUGCUUAUACCCUCUCCAGUCCCCUCCGCUCCCAGAUCCGCUUCCCCGGCGAUCUCUCUAGUCUCUCCUCGUCGUCCUCUUCUUAACUCGUCUUCUUCUUCUUCUUCUCCGACGCUCAUGGGAUCGCACGGCUCAGAAGCGGGAGCGGAGGCGGGGUCGAGCUUCCUGUCGGACAAGUCGGCGAAGGUGUUCGUGGCGGGGCACGGGGGCCUGGUGGGGUCGGCGGUGCAGCGGCGCCUCGUCUCCCUGGGCUUCACGAACCUCCUCGUCCGCCGCCGCUCGGAGCUCGACCUCACCUCCCAGCCCGCCGUCGACGCCUUCUUCCUCCUGGAGCGGCCCCGCUACGUGAUCCUCGCGGCCGCCAAGGUCGGCGGCAUCGUCGCCAACUCCGCCCUCCCCGCCGACUUCAUCGCCGACAACCUCCUCAUCCAGACGAACGUCGUCCGCGCCGCCCACCUCGCCGGCUCCGUCCGCAAGCUCCUCUUCCUCGGCUCCUCCUGCAUCUACCCCAAGUUCGCCCCCCAGCCCAUCCCGGAGUCCGCCCUCCUCUCCGGGCCCCUCGAGCCCACCAACCAGUGGUACGCCGUCGCCAAGAUCGCCGGCGUCAAGCUCUGCCAGGCCUUCCGCCUCCAGCACGGCCUCGACGCCGUCUCCGCCAUGCCCACCAACCUCUACGGCCCCCGCGACAACUUCCACCCCGACCACUCCCACGUCCUCCCCGCCCUCCUCCGCCGCUUCCACCUCGCCAAGCUCGCCGCCGCCCCCCGCGUCGUCGUCUGGGGCUCCGGCGCCCCGCUCCGCGAGUUCCUCCACGUCGACGACCUCGCCGACGCCCUCGUCUUCCUCAUGGACCGCUACUCCGACCUCGACCACGUCAACGUCGGCAGCGGCGCCGAGAUCUCCAUCCGCGACCUCGCCGAGAUGGUCCGCGACGUCGUCGGCUUCCGGGGCGAGAUCGUCUGGGACGCCUCCAAGCCCGACGGCACCCCGCGCAAGCUCAUGGACAGCUCCAAGAUCGCCGCCAUGGGCUGGAAGCCCAAGAUCGCCCUCCGCGACGGCCUCGUCGAGACCUACAAGUGGUACGUCGAGAACGCCGCCGCCGACCACCAUUCGCAGUCGCAGUCGCAGUCGCAGUCGCAGUCGCAGUCGCAGUCGCAACCUCAGUGAAGGUAUACGAAAUUGUGAUGCUUGCCGUUCCUCAUUGUUGUUCUCAUUGUUGUUCUCAUUGUUGUUCUCAUUGUUGUUUUAAUACCAUUCCUUGUAUACUUAACCUUACUUUGAGGGUCGGAAUUAGUCCUGAAUAACUCCUUGCUCCGACAGUGGUUCUGUAGUGUUGCUUAAGUUGCGUCUCGAAUUUAUUUAAUGAAAAUGAGACACUUUUGAAUAAUCCCUGGAAUAAAUUUGAUACCCGUACUUGCUUACA
This is a messenger RNA of Ananas comosus (pineapple), 1432 nucleotides long. Its product is annotated as probable GDP-L-fucose synthase 1. Gene Ontology annotation, molecular function: GDP-L-fucose synthase activity. The coding region runs from base 127 to 1176 and encodes 349 amino acids. The record is from RefSeq and is a predicted model, not a curated record. Gene Ontology annotation, biological process: nucleotide-sugar biosynthetic process. Lineage: Eukaryota; Viridiplantae; Streptophyta; Magnoliopsida; Poales; Bromeliaceae. The transcript is spliced from 2 exons.